Molecule: messenger RNA, 2132 nt
Organism: Grus americana (Whooping crane)
Lineage: Eukaryota; Metazoa; Chordata; Aves; Gruiformes; Gruidae
Gene: RABL2B
Product: RAB, member of RAS oncogene family like 2B
Exons: 8
Coding region: 53-724 (223 amino acids)
Cellular component (GO): endosome; Golgi apparatus
Molecular function (GO): GTPase activity; GTP binding
Source: RefSeq, a predicted model, not a curated record
GCGAGGCGGGGCCCGCCAUGUCGCGUAGCAGCGACGACGCGGAGGCGGUGCCAUGGCGGAUGCGGCAGCGGCGGAGCAGGCCCGGGAUGAAGCCGCGGCCAGCGCAGAGGAGACCGUGAAGAUCAUCUGCCUGGGCGACAGCGCCGUGGGCAAGUCCAAGCUGCUGGAGAGGUUCCUGCUCGACGGCUUCCGCCCUCAGCAGCUUUCCACCUUCGCCCUGACGCUCUACAAGUACCGUGCUCGGGUGGACGGGCAGGCCGUCCUCGUGGACUUCUGGGACACAGCUGGACAGGAGAGGUUCCAGAGCAUGCAUGCAUCCUAUUACCAUAAGGCUCAUGCUUGUAUCAUGGUGUUUGAUGUGCAGCGGAAAGUCACCUACAAGAACUUAAACAGCUGGUACAAGGAGCUGAGAGAAUUCCGCCCAGAAAUUCCUUGCAUUGUGGUGGCCAACAAAAUUGAUGCGGAUAUGAAGGUGACCCAGAAAAGCUUCAACUUUGCCCGCAAGUUCAGUUUGCCCUUUUACUUUGUGUCUGCUGCAGAUGGCACCAAUGUAGUGAAGCUCUUCAAUGAUGCUAUCAAACUGGCAGUUGCUUACAAACAGAAUUCAGGAGAUUUCAUGGAUGAGGUCAUGCGAGAACUGGAGAGCUUUGACCUGCAGAAGACGACUGAGAAUUUGUCAGAUAAAGAAGAGAGCUGCCCUGAAGAGAAGCCCCCAUCUGCCUAAGCUCUGGACCCUGAGUGUGUUUUUCCCUUUGCUCUAGAUUUCUGGAGCUAGUUAGAGCUGGCCUUCACAGAGGAAAAUGAUUUUUCUCAUGCCCUGAGAGCUCUGGUGAUGGGCAGCUGGGCCUCUCCCCUUCUUGUGGGAGAGUGUCACAGUCAAGGAAGGGGCGAGAGUAUCCACAUGGUUGCUAGUUACUGCAUGCUUCUUCAAGGCAAAGCAUGCCAGGAGAGUUGAGCCACUCUUGGACCUGCAGGGAAGGGUCCUGCCCAGAUGCUUUAAUGGUACCUACUAGAGAAAACAAACACUAAAGAAUUUUUUUUUUAUAAAGCUUUGAGCUUGCAUUCUUCCUGCACUUUUGUUAUAAGGCAGUCCAGUUACUAUACAGUGUAGUCCAACUGCCAGCCCUGUCUUUCACAGCCUAGCCAGUGCUGCCUAUCUGUCCAUCCCUCUGAUCUCUGAUGCAGAGUUUCUUUCAGUUUCCUUCCCCAUUCUCUUACAGAGCAGCCCAAUCCAGUAGACUUCUGAACAUGGAGGAUUUCUCCUUUCAGAUCCACUAGAGCUGAAUCAGGUGGACUCUCACACCCAGGAGGCUUGUCCUAUCCCAGCCUGAUGGAUGUGGCUGCUGCUGUUCCCAUGUGUGCGUUCAAACAACUUAUACUUCAUUCCAAAGAGCCAGAUAGACAAACACACACACAGACUUACACAAGUAAUGUGAACGGCAAAACAAACUGACAUAGAGCAAUGCCUUUAAAAGCACCCAUGUAUACGUAACCAUCACUUACAUAAACAUGAAUGCAGUCCUUUCAGGAUGAUCAGGACUGGGUGUUUACUAGUGAAACGUAAACACACCUUCACUCAUUCAUAAGCACAGCAUGUUCAUAGCUUCUUCAAAUAAGAGUAUGGAAAUUAAGUCCAUGUAAUAUCUGUGAUUGGAUGUCAAGCUCUUUACCCACUCACUGGUACAAACCUUGUGUCUUUCUAGAUCUGUGUCUCCCGGGUCAUGAGAUAGUCCACUUUCACAUUCACUGGUGCAUUGUACACACACAUGCAGCGAUCCCGCCAGUAUGUGGCCUAAGACGUUUCGUGUUUCCAACUGCUGUCCCGAAAAAAUCUAGCCCCCUGUGACUUGUAUUCCCUUAUUCCACUGCACCUUCACCCUCCUCUCUGACCAGGCACGGUUUCAGCCCUUUUGAGCGACUCUUCCCCUUUGUGCUCUACUUGACUGCGGCCUCAUUUUGCAGGUGCGGGGCAUGGAAGUCCUUGCCUUGCACAGGAGACUGAACUGAAGCAGGGUUAGCUGUGAAAAUUGGCAACUUUAUUUCAAGAACUAAGGCAACUUCAGCAUUUGUUUGCACUCAGAGGGGUGUGGGCAGGACAGAGCAGGCCUUUGACACUGAGGCUGCCUUUGGAU